This is a messenger RNA of Thamnophis sirtalis, 1082 nucleotides long. NCBI's taxonomy places the organism in Eukaryota, Metazoa, Chordata, Lepidosauria, Squamata, Natricidae. The record is from RefSeq and is a predicted model, not a curated record.
UAGUUGUCUUUUCCGGAGGAUAACAUCCCAGAGUCUCCAAGCAGUCUGUAUUCCUGACUAUCAAGGGCUUUGAAAACUUUCAAAUGGCAUGAUUUCACCGGCUGCUCCUUUAGUCAGUUUAGUCCUUUAGUUUGUGGACACAAAGCCUCUUGUGAGAUUCUUUCAGAAAAGGAAAUAAAUAAGGAAGGAAGGAUAAUAAAGCAAAAGGGGGAAAGGAAGUCAUGCUUACUUCACUCCUGGUCUUGAGAGGGGUAGCAUCUCACCAGUGGAGAGCAAGAAAGUGGCGAAUAAUAUGGAAAGAUGGGUCCAGCUGUGGAUUCUGAGCUUGGUGGCUGUUGUCCCUGGAAAAGCUGUCCUGCAUUUGAACGGCAGCCACUCGGUCGAUGGGAUCUGGAGAGCUCCUGCCACUUUGCCCUGCCUGUACCAAUCCUCCUCUGACUUCAAGCAGCUCACGGUGACCUGGAAGUUCUCCGUGCAGGGCCAAACUCCUAGGACCAUCUUGCUCCACGAUGCCUCCGGGGACCACAUCUUCUUGACCGCUUUUCGAGACCGAGUCAACGUUGCCGGGAACCCCCCCGGGGAUGUGUCUCUCCACAUCAAGGCACUUGAAAUGACCGAUAGGGGUUCAUUUGUCUGCAUAGUAGAGUUGGAAGACCAAAACAGGAACACAAUCAGGGGAGAAAAAACCAUCCAGCUCCAGGUGGUAAAAGUUGCAGCAUCCAAGCCGGUGGUUGAAGCCAGCAGCCAGGAAUCUUUCUUGCCUGAAGGAUCCAGGAUGAGUCUGACCUGCUCAGCCAGCGGCUCUCCGCCCAUCACCUACCAGUGGUACAAGGACGUGCCUGGGGGGGAAGCUGAGGAGCUCCAGAGGGGUCCAGUCCUAGCAUUCGAGCACCUGCAGCUGUCGGAUUCCGCCAGAUACUUCUGCACGGCAGAAAACAAAAUUAAUGCACAAAAGGAACAGAGCGACUCCUUUCAGCUGACCGUGGAAGAGUCUUCUGAAGUCUCCACUGCAGAACCAACUGGACAUACAACAGGGCUCACUGUCCCUGGAAGCCCACCUGGCUCGUCUCAUGUCACGCAAG